Molecule: messenger RNA, 2987 nt
Organism: Nomia melanderi (Alkali bee)
Lineage: Eukaryota; Metazoa; Arthropoda; Insecta; Hymenoptera; Halictidae
Gene: Atg4a
Product: Autophagy-related 4a
Biological process (GO): aggrephagy; protein delipidation; autophagosome assembly
Cellular component (GO): cytoplasm
Molecular function (GO): cysteine-type endopeptidase activity; protein-phosphatidylethanolamide deconjugating activity
Source: RefSeq, a predicted model, not a curated record
CAAAUCCCAUUCUACGAUGUGUAAAAAUGUCAACCAUAUGAGAUUAAAUAUGUGUUUGCGUUGAUAUUCCAUGAGUCACAUCCUUCAGAAUAAAAUAUUUCUAAUCAUAACAAUACAUACUCGAUUAGAAUAUUUAAUAUUGAUGCUUUUAUGUUUGGUAUCGCAUCUCGUACAAGUACAAAUUAUUUUGCUUAACGUGUUACCUUAAAGAUUUUGUUAAUCAAUCGCAGUGCUCUUAUCAUAACAUUAAUGAUAUUUUUAUAAAGUGAGCUAAAUCACAUUACGUUUGUCAUUUGUGAAAAUGAUGAAAUCUUUGCCGAAUGGGCAAUGACCAAUGCUAUUUUGGCAAACUGAAGGUGGUUGUGUUGUAUAUAUGGAAUAUCAUUAUAUUCUAAUAAACGCUUAACCUUGUUUCAAUCACUAAUUUUUGUCGAUAAAACCAGUACUAAUUUUUUUUUAAUAUAUUUAUAGAAAAACAGAACAUUUCAUACAUAUGAUACACUAAAGAUUAUCAAUUAGUAUAAAUAGUAUUUAUAGUGAUUCUAAAAAUGGACAGCAUUUUCACACAAAACAUCUUAGAUGAACCAGAGGAUAUACCACAGACAGAUGAGCCAGUUUGGGUUCUUGGAAAAAAAUACAAUGCUAUCAAAGAUCUCAAAUUUCAGAAUUGGAUGCAAUUCGUAAAGACAUAAGGUCUAAAUUAUGGUUUACCUAUCGUAAAAACUUUGUACCAAUUGGUGAAUCUAACACUACAUUUACAUCCGACAAAGGUUGGGGUUGUAUGUUAAGAUGUGGGCAAAUGGUCCUUGGACAAGCUUUAAUUACCUUACAUUUAGGUAAAGAUUGGCAAUGGACACCAGAAACUAGAAAUAGUACGUACCUGAAAAUUCUGGAAAGAUUUAAAGAUAAAAAGACUGCUGUAUAUUCAAUUCACCAAAUUGCGGUAACUGGAGCAACAGAAGGAAAAGAAGUUGGACAAUGGUUUGGUCCCAAUACAAUAGCACAAGUAUUAAAAAAAUUAGUUGUGUACGAUGAUUGGAGCUCGAUUACAAUACACGUGGCUCUAGACAAUACAUUAAUAGUUAACGAUAUUUUAAGACAAUGUAGAGUAGAAGGAGGUACCACAGCAGAAGCAGAUGGUGACAUACCAUUAAAAGCACCUAGCCAAUGGAAGCCUUUAUUACUUUUAAUACCUCUUCGCCUUGGGUUAAGCGAGAUUAAUCCUAUCUACAUUAACGGGCUUAAAACUUCAUUCAAAAUCCCACAAUCUCUAGGAGUAAUAGGAGGAAAACCCAAUCUUGCUUUAUAUUUCAUAGGAUGUGUUGGAAACGAAGUAAUUUAUUUAGAUCCUCACACAACGCAAAGAUCAGGUAGUGUUAAUAAAAAAUUAGAGGAGGACGAAAUUGAAAUGGACACUACUUAUCAUUGUAAAUCUGCUAGUCGUAUUCCUAUUACAGGAAUAGAUCCUUCUGUAGCAUUAUGUUUUUUUUGUGCAACUGAAAAAGAUUUUAAAUCUUUGUGCAACUCUAUUCAAGAAGAACUGAUUAUUCCAGAAAAACAACCUCUAUUAGAAUUGUGUACGGAGAGAUUGACACAGUGGUCCCCAUCCGAUGAUGCUGCUUCGGAAGCAAUAGCAGCUACAAGUUUUGUAGAUCUUCAAUAUGUAGAUUCCCAGUCUGAUACAUCUGACGAGGACUUUGAAUUACUUGGUUGACACUUAAUCACCAAUUAAAAUCAAUAUGCAAUACGAGAAAUAUGUAUAUAAUAGCCUGAAUGUUCCACUGACAUACAUAAGAAUGAAACAUAAUUAUUCAUUGGAUAUGCAGACUUCAACUAAACUAGUACUGUUGCAGUACUAGGUGAUGGAAAAUAAAAUAAUUUAUACCAAACAAUAUAAACAUUGUAUAUAUUACUUAUAUUUAAAUUUUUCGGACAUGAGUGAUCUAUGCAUUGUUAAUACGAUAUAUAAAUUUGGAUACUAAUAAAAAGCUCUGCAUAAAGAGAUACUUGAUUUCGCCUACAAUACGAUAUGUACUUACAUAUACAUAAAUAUAUAUACAUAUAUAUUAAUUACACUAAUAUUAAUUUAUGCUAGUUUAAUUAACUAAUAAUCAAUCCACAUCAAAUGUAAAUGGCUGUUAUGCUGAGGGAAUAUAAUACGUAUUUAUGUUUCUUCAAAGUACAAUUGUGAUAUAUUAAUUUUUAAAAUGUUUAUCGUGUUGUUUGUCAGUUUUGUAGCUUAAGUGCUAUAUGUAUAAAAAAAAUAUUUAAAAAUAUUUUAUGUACAAUUUUUUAUAAUAAAAUUUUUAAAAACAUUUGAAUACUCACGAAAGUAUUUAAAUGUUAAAAAUAAUUUCAAGAAAUUGUCUGUAUAGAAAUAUCGUACACGUAUGACUACUUGUUGUAUACCAAUGAAAUAGUUAAAUUAAAAAAGUGUGAACACUCAUGUCCUUAAAAUAUUUUUGCCUUCUUUAGCAUAUAAUGCAUACAAGAAUUGGAAUAUGCACUAAUGUAUAUAGAAUUUGCAAUGUGUUCAGGAAGUAAAUGUGAAUUUUUCAGAUUUUAUUAUUCUUUAUUUCCGAAACGAACAAGGGAACUUGUAUUGUUGAAAUAAACAUUCAGAAAUUUGAAAUAUUAAUGCCUUUAAGUAAUAAAAUAAGAAGAGUAAUAUAAAUUUAUGCAAAAAAGAAGGUAAAUCAAUGUUAAUUUAUAUUAUAUAUUAAUUGCAUUAAUAACAUGUCAAAGUAUACAACUAACUGUGUUAAUAAUUAUUACACGCGAAUUAUAUUUAUAUUCUCUGAAUACUCAUAAACGCUGCAUUAAAUUGUAAAAACAUUCUGUGGUUCAAAGUUCAAUGUAUUUAUAAAAUUUUAUAUAACGGAAUGAAAAAUAUAACUGUUUCUAAAUAUGCUUAAAAAAAUCAUUUUCAACGUUACAUUAUUACAUGUAACUAGUUGAAUAUACAUUAACGUUACGAUAAAAUUUAU